GAAGAAGAAUUCUGUUCUGAUGCUUACCCUAUGAAAUUGGUUGACGAUGUCGUUUAUGAAAUUGACUGUCAGCUUGUAACGGUUAAAAAAGGAGUUGAUAUUGAUAUUGGAGCAAAUCCUUCAGCUGAGGAAGCUGAGGAAACACUUGAAGAAGGAUCUGAACAAGUUAAUAAUGUAGUUAACGCAUUUAAUCUUCAAGAAAUUUCUUUUGAUAAGAAAGCUUAUCAAACUUAUCUAAAAAAAUAUGUGAAAAAAUUAGCCGAAAAGGUUAAAGAAAAAAAUCCGGAUGUAGAUUUGAAAGCAUGGCAAGAUAAAGUUACUAAUUUUAGUAAAAAAGUCUUAGGCAAUUUUAAUGAUUAUCAGUUCUAUACUGGAAAAAAUUUUGAACAAGAAGGCAUGAUCGCUUUGUUGAAUUAUCGUGAAGAUGGUAUAACACCUUAUUUCACAUUAUUUAAAGAUGGUCUAAUUGAAGAGAAAGUUUAAAUCCAUCAUCAAUAUUAUUAUAAAUAAAUGAAUAUGAAUAAAUGAUAUAUAAAUAUAAUAUAUAUACACUAAAAUUUUAUACUAUAAAUAGGGUAUUAGGAAAUUUCAAUGUAUUUUUUUAUUUGAAAAAAAAAAAAGAUAAGAAAAAAAAAAAAAUAUUAUAUUGAAUCCUAAUUUGAAAAGAAUAAUUAUUAUUUUCAUGAAUUAAAAAAAGAUCUUUAUUAUAUAAUAAUUCAAAGCAGAGUUAUUAAUAUUGUCA
Messenger RNA from Rhizophagus irregularis DAOM 181602=DAOM 197198, 742 nucleotides. The record is from RefSeq and is a predicted model, not a curated record. Lineage: Eukaryota; Fungi; Glomeromycota; Glomeromycetes; Glomerales; Glomeraceae.